This is a messenger RNA of Momordica charantia (bitter melon), 1474 nucleotides long. RefSeq names its product E3 ubiquitin-protein ligase SINA-like 10. The record is from RefSeq and is a predicted model, not a curated record. Gene Ontology annotation, molecular function: zinc ion binding. NCBI's taxonomy places the organism in Eukaryota, Viridiplantae, Streptophyta, Magnoliopsida, Cucurbitales, Cucurbitaceae.
UGUAUUAAAAUGGGAAAUAAAAUCCAUGACUACUGAAACYGCCUCAUUGCCGCACAAGACCUGCAUAAAUAUCCUCUGAUUKCCAAAAAUUUCAAAUGUGAGCGACUUGGUCCAUAGUGUCUGAAAGAAGAAAAAGAACCCAGAUGAUAUGAGAUCAUGGAAAGAAAUCUGAUGAAACCAGCGUUUGGGUUUUUAAUUUAUUGGUGAAUGGAGUUCUUAAUCUUCAGAAAUGGAGGAAAGAUGAAAGAAGAAUAAGAACAAUACGAUUUUUUCCUCGUUUGUUGCAGCAAUGGGGUUUCUUAAUGUUAUCCUGACGCGGGUUUUCUAGAGAGAGAGCGAGAAAGGAGUUCUUGAAGUGGGGAUUUGAGUUUCGGGAGAAGAAGAAAAAUGGUGGGCGAAAAGGAGAAGAGCGAGACGAUGAACCUCAUACUCACUGAUCCCCAGCUUCUUGAAUGCUAUAUUUGCCGCGAACCCUUGUCCACGCCUCUCUUUCAGUGUAAGAAUGGGCAUAUUUCUUGCUCAAGCUGCUGCACCAGAGCUCACAACAAAUGCUCUAGCUGUGGCUCGGAAAUUGGCCAUAUGCGUUGCAGAUCAAUGGAAACGCUUUUGGAGUCAAUCAAGAUAGAGUGUCAAAACUCAACAUACGGCUGCAAAAAGACGAUAUAUUGGAACAAGAGAAAUGACCAUGAGUCAUCAUGCGUGUACAAACCAUGUUCGUGCCCUUUAACCGAUUGCUCAUUUGUUGGUUCAUCCGGACAGUUAUCAUCGCAUUUCACGAAGAAGCACAAAAACUCAGCCAAGAGCUUCUCCUAUGAUUCCAAAUUCACCAUGUGCUUCAACAAUGGUGAAACUUAUCGUAUUCUUCUCGUAUUCUUCAAGAAGAGAAAGAUGGAACCCUGUACCUCCUUUCUUAUACAUCCGAACCUUUUGGGAAAGCGGCAACUGUGAGUCGGAUUGGACAUUCGUUGUCGAGGAGAAAGUUUCACUAUGAAAUCAAAGCAAAAGCUGAGGAGCGUGUUCUUCGUUCGCAAUCCAUAGUGAGGGAGAUCCAAGCUCGGGUUGAGGUUCCCCCUCCUUCAAAUGGAUCCCUUUUGAUUCCAAAGGACUUCUUUGAAUCUUCAUCCCAGCCGACCUUGGAGUUACGCAUCUGGCCUGCAAGCCAAAAAAAAAAACACUGAAUUCAAGCCACCAGUUUGUUGGCUUGGCUGUGAAUGCGAUCUUGGUUGCCUUUUCUUUUGCAUCUCUUUUGUAUUGUAUCCCUGUAAAGGCCUUUGGUUAAUUUCCUGUGUAUUGCAAUUUGUAUCGAGGAAUAUGUAUAUGGUUUAAGAAUCGAGUGAUGUUUAACUUGAGCAUGGUUGAACUUGUUAAGAUAUGUAUUCCUAUUAAAAGGUGGAAGGUUCGAAUCUGCACGUCUACCUGUUGAACUAAAAUAAAAACCAAGGGACAUUUGGUACGUGUGCAUUGGUAUCAUGCA